Aspergillus clavatus NRRL 1 is the source of this 1227-nucleotide messenger RNA. RefSeq lists its product as uncharacterized. The transcript has a single exon. The coding region runs from base 1 to 1227 and encodes 408 amino acids. The record is from RefSeq and is a predicted model, not a curated record. NCBI's taxonomy places the organism in Eukaryota, Fungi, Ascomycota, Eurotiomycetes, Eurotiales, Aspergillaceae.
AUGCGUCUUGAAACAGACAAAGCGCCAGAGGAAGUUGUCGCCUUAGCCAAAAGGGCAUGGAUACAAAUGCGUUAUAUGCACCCUGCUCUUACUGUUACAGCAGACUUAAGAGGAUUCACAUACUGUCCCCCCCAUAAUCAACUUGAAGUUGAUGAAUGGGCCAACAAAACCUUCAUCGUGCAAGAGUCCGACUCGAGCAUGGGUGAUGAGGACUUUCAAAGCUUUGCUGGCGCACCAGCCACCGAGCAGGCAACACUCUACCAUUUCCCUAAAGAGAAUAGAUUUAUCCUCCGAUCCAACCAUAUGUUAACCGAUGGGCACGGCGUCGCCAUGUUUUUCCGGGAUUUCUUGAAUGAGAUGGCACGACUUGAGUCAGAGAGUGAAAUUAUCAGAGAGCCAUUGGACAAAGAGGCCCAAUGUCUCCCCUGCGGUAUAUUCGAGUGUAUUUCAGCCUUUUCACCCCAUGGAACAUCCACCUUCUCAAGGCCAAGACUACAGCCACAUGAGGAGGCUGUCAUAAUUCCCUCCAAGAACUCCGAGUCCGAUCCUGGGCCCGGCAGGGCACAAUUUCUCAAGUUUUCUCAACAGCAAACUAAGGAAAUCCUCGCUAUCACGAAAGAUUCCGGUCUUAAGCUUACUGCCUUUUUGCAUGCCGCAAUUAUACAUGCUGGAACAAAGAUGACCCCUUGCUCCCCGGGCACGAAACACUCGACAAAUAUAAUCUUCAACCUCCAAAAAGUCUGCCAUGGUGGUCCUCCAAACGCAGAAUCCAGAGCUUCGAUGCUUCGGAUUGGUUUCUGGCCUGUGCAGGUGCAAAUUGAGGACAAUGUUUAUCAAACAGCGGCCAGAUUGAAGCCCGAGUAUAGCUUAAUUGCCAAUCAGAAAGAAGCUGUUGUUGCUGCAAUGGUUCCCCGCCUCCACCAAUUAACAUCAGUGGUGGGUAUUCGAGCUUCAUACCAGGGGAUCCUACCAAGCUUCAUCGGUGACAUAUCUAGUAUGCUGUUGGGUAUUUACGGAUCUUUCAAGACCCGUGAAAUUUGGAUGGUUGCCCUUCCACUUGACGAAAGGGUUUAUCUUGGGAUUCAGACCUUUGAUGGAAGAUUAUCUAUUCGAGCGGCAUAUAACGAAACAUACCAUGAUGAUAGCCAAGUGGCUGAGUUCCUUGAAAAAAUCAAACAGGAGAUCCAAAUUGCCCUUAUGAGAAUCGCCAAUGGGCUCGAUAACUGA